GACUUGUUACUCUACGGGCAGGUGCUGCUGUCGUGCCUUCCCAUCCUGUUCGACAUCGACCGGGCAGUCUCCUCGCGUCUGACACGCGUAGGAUCUCAGUAUUGCAGGACACUCCAAAAUUCGUAAAUACACUCAACAUGGGUAUGCGAUUGAACGGAGAAGUCUACCGCACAGAACGCGACGCAUUGAAUUAUCUCAAUGGCGUGUCGUGUAGUUCAUUCAGCGAGGGAACGAUAUGGACCGCGAAUUGAGUUUGGGCGGCCAAGACCCACAUCCCGCUUGAGCAAGUUUGGCAAGAGCAGGAACAUCGCAGUACUAAUGGAAGCAGCUGAAGUCGAUGAAUCCAGCAUGGUGAGUCGCAGAGCGAUGAAUGGACAGAACUGUCACUUGCCGUGCAUUGCAGGUCUAUUCGAUACUCAGGCAAAGCAAUUCCUGGACGCGUCAAGCUCGCUGAGACCCGUCGAUGAAGAGUUCCAUAAUGUAUGCAACAGGCAAUUGAGCACUGAGCUCGUUCUCUUCACGGAACUCUUCACAGUGCAAGGCAUGAUCUCCGCUGUAGCUCAAGGCAUUGAUGUGCAGGGUAAGGUCAGGCGUUGUGUGAAUCUCGCGCGCGUAGCUUUGGCGCCUGUGGGGCCGCGCGCUCGCUGAAGUAGUUGAGCGUUCUGACUUCCCAACUUUUCCUCUCUUCUUCACGAACACAAAUUCAAAA
Molecule: messenger RNA, 709 nt
Organism: Cercospora beticola
Lineage: Eukaryota; Fungi; Ascomycota; Dothideomycetes; Mycosphaerellales; Mycosphaerellaceae
Source: RefSeq, a predicted model, not a curated record